AUGGAGAUUGAUCGUCGUGAAGAUGUUGAUGUGUCCCUAAUGACGGAAAACGCUUCUGUGGCUGUGGGCGCAAUCGUUGCCGAGGAACCUUUGUUAGUUGUGGAUUCUGCUGCAGGCAUGGCUUUCGACCCUCCAUUUUUGGUUCCUUUUGAAGGUAACGUGCUGAUCGGAGGCUUUAGUGUACCAGUUAAAUAUGAGGAGUUGUAUAGAAAAAUAGGGGAAAGGUAUGGACAUAUCGCCACAACCCAAAAUAUCACUAGACGAUUUGCGUUGUUCAAGCGUGUGGAAGAAGCCUUAUCUUCAAUUCAUGACAUGUGCAAUGUGAUUGGCCACACUGUUUUUAGAGAUGUAGUCUCAACCUGGAAGUUCCACCAAGAUAUGUGCGUAGACAUCGAGUUUAACGCCUCUUGGUUCUGUGAAGGAUUUUCCAAGAUCCAAAAGUUGCAGGCUGAAGCGGUCGAAGGUCCCUCCGCGGAUUUGAUCCAUCAACAGGAAGCGGAAAUCGAAAAGUUGUCUCAAGAGUUGAAACUGAAACAGGCGGCUCUUCAAAGCAUGAAGGAUGCAACGGGAAGCGUGGAUAUUCUGGGUCUGGCUUCUCUUGCAUCAGCGGCUGCGGUAGGAAUUCUGGUGGGUUUUGGUAUAAAUCUCUUUUCGAGGGCGGAAUUGAUGCUUGAGCGAUCAUGGAUUCAUGAGCGGACCGUUUACUUCCACCAUAUUGCUGAAGGGAUACAUCUGGGAAAUUGGAAUCUUUGGCUGUUCAUUGCUUUUGAAAGCGUCUCCUACUUAAGUCUGGCUCAAAAUUUUCAGGAAUAUAUAGUGGAAGCUCUGUCAGAGAAGACAGUCUUGCUCGUUACGCAUCAAGUUGAUUUUCUCCCUGUAUUUGACUCUGUUUUGCUGAUGUCUGAUGGUGAAAUCCAACAAGCAGCUCCAUAUCACAUGUUGUUGUCUUCCAGCCAAGCAUUUCGUAACCUUGUUAAUGCUCACAAAGACACAGCUGCUUCUGAAAGACACAUCAAGGUAGCUUCUCUUGAUAAGGGUGGAACCUCCUCCGAAGAGACAGGGAAAGGUUAUUGCGGGAUUCAGACAAGAGAUUCACUUGAGCAUCAGCUGAUUGAGCAAGAAAAUUAUUGGAUGGCUGCUAAUGUUCAGAACCCUCGAGUCGGCAAAUUACGGCUGAUUGUGGUAUACACUCUGAUAGGAUGUAGCUCAAUGUUCAUUUUACUCUUGAGAUCUCUUUCUACAGUUGCUUUAGGGAUGGCGUCUUCAAAGUCCCUAUUUAAUCAGCUACUGAACUCUCUUUUCCGUGCACCAGUAGCUUUUUACGAGUCUACACCAAUGGGAAGAAUACUGAGCCGGGUAUCCUCUGAUUUGAGUAUUGUAGACCUAGAUCUUCCAGCCAGCUUUGUUCUGGCUGUUCUAGCUAUACUGAAUGUGUCAUCAAAUCUUGUAGUCCUUGCUGUUAUUACCUGGCAAGUUCUGUUUGUUUCCAUACCGAUGAUCUAUAUGGUGAUUCUCUUACAGUCGUCUUUAAACCAGACAGAGAUACUACUCUGCUUCUGCAAAAGAACUAAGCGGAUUAAUGGAACCACCAAGUCCAUGAUAGCAAACCAUCUUGGGGAAUCUAUAGCAGGAGCUAUGACGAUAAGGGCUUUUCAAGAGGAAGAUUGUUUCUUUGCUGAGAAUCUAGAUCUCAUUGACAAAAAUGCUAGUCCUAGUUUUCACAUUUUCUCUGCAAAUGAGUGGUUGAGCCAGCGCUUAGAAAUAUUUUGUGUGAUUAUCCUUUGCUCCUCAGCCCUUGUGCUUGUUUUGCUUCCUGCAAAAACUUUUGGUUCUGGAUUUGUCGGGAUGGCACUGUCUUAUGGUCUUUCAUUGAACCUAUUCCUUGUUUUUACCGUUCAAACCAAGUGCACUCUAGAAAAUCAUAUCAUUUCUGUAGAAAGGCUACACCAGUUCAUGCACAUUCCUAGUGAAGCUGCAGAAAUCAUAGAUGGAAAUCGACCCAUGCCUAGUUGGCCUGCAGUAGGUAGAGUGGAGAUCUAUGAUUUGGAGAUCAGGUAUAGGCUCAAUACUCCAAUUGUUCUUCAAGGGAUUAGUUGCACAUUUGUAGGAGGGCACAAGAUCGGGAUUGUUGGGCGAACGGGCAGCGGGAAGUCAACUCUGAUAGGUGCAUUGUUCAGACUCAUAGAACCAGUGAGGGGGAAAAUCAUCAUUGAUGGCAUUGACAUCUCAAGAAUCGGGCUUCAUGAUCUUCGAUCACGCCUAGGGAUCAUACCUCAAGAUCCUAGACUUUUUAUGGGAACUGUCAGAUACAAUCUGGAUCCACUUUCUCGACAUACAGACCAGGAAAUUUGGGAGGUUCUUGAUAAAUGUCAACUUCGAGAGACGGUACAAGAGAAAGAAAACGGCUUGGACAGCUCAGUUCACCAAGAUGGUGUAAACUGGAGUAUGGGACAGCGACAGUUAUUUUGUUUGGGACGAGUUAUGUUAAGAAGGAGUCAGAUAUUGAUUCUGGAUGAAGCUACUGCUUCUGUCGACAAUGCAACAGACUCUAUUCUUCAGAAAACCAUACAGACAGAAUUUGCAAGUUGUACAGUUAUUACUGUAGCCCAUCGAAUUCCAACUGUUAUGGACAGUACAAUGGUGCUUGCAAUCAGUGAUGGGAAGAUAAUAGAAUAUGAUGAGCCUAUGAAAUUGAUGAAGGAAGAAGGAUCUUUAUAUGCACAGCUCGUCAAGGAAUACUGGUCUCACAUCCAUUCUGCAGAAUCACUGUGA
Messenger RNA from Papaver somniferum (opium poppy), 2772 nucleotides. Its product is annotated as ABC transporter C family member 10-like. Gene Ontology annotation, cellular component: plant-type vacuole; vacuolar membrane. Lineage: Eukaryota; Viridiplantae; Streptophyta; Magnoliopsida; Ranunculales; Papaveraceae. The coding region runs from base 1 to 2772 and encodes 923 amino acids. The record is from RefSeq and is a predicted model, not a curated record. Gene Ontology annotation, biological process: transmembrane transport. The transcript has 12 exons. Gene Ontology annotation, molecular function: ABC-type transporter activity; ATP hydrolysis activity; ATP binding.